UGGGCAGACAGCCCCCGCCUCGGUUUCCAAAGGAUUGUUCCUUCCCUUUGCCCAUUUCGUGUGGUUAUUAUCCUGGCUGCCACCUCGGAGGCAGGAUUGGGCAGUGCCCCAGCGCCUGAAAGCCGAGAUAACGAGGGGCGAAGUAAUAGUAACAGCGACAGGACCCAAUCACGAUAAUAAUACACGCGAAAGGGGGGCGCCUGGGGUUGUGCCGCCCAGGGGAGCCCCGCGCGCAUCCCCGGAGCUCCCUGGCUGCCCCGUCCAGCCGGGGCUGCGACCUGCCCCUCCGGCGCUGUCCUGCGUCCCGGGCUCGUCCGCGUCGAUUUUAGCCGCGAAUGUGCCUCUCUUGGCCUUCUCUCGUGGUGAUGACUUUCAUCUGCAGGUGAGCUUUUAUAAACAUUUGACUUUACUCAAAAUGUGCAAAGAAGAAUAAUGGAAGCCCCUGAAUACCUGGAUUUGGAUGAAAUUGACUUCAGUGAUGAUAUAUCUUACUCGGUGACGUCGCUCAAGACCAUCCCCGAACUGUGCCGAAGAUGUGAUGCGCAAAGCGAAGACAGAUCAGUUUCUAGUUCGAGCUGGAAUUGCAGUGUGUCGGCUCUCAUCACAAACACACAGAAGCCCACAGGCAUCGCUGACGUGUACAGUAAGUUCCGUCCCGUGAAGCGAGUUUCCCCACUGAAACACCAGCCAGAGACUCUGGACAGCAAUGAAAGUGAUGACCAAAAGAACCAGAAGGUGGAGUGCCAGAAAGGGAGUGAUUCAGAGCCAGGCCCCCCACCUGAGGAGCUCAGCCCUGGAGAUGGAGACAGUGGCCCCCAAAGUAAGAGCACCGAGCCCAGCACCUUGCUGGGUGAACUGGAGCAUUAUGACCUUGACAUGGAUGAGAUUCUGGAUGUGCCUUACAUUAAAUCCAGUCAACAGCUUGCCCCUUUUACCAAGGUGACUUCAGAUAAGAGAAUUUUGGGUUUGUGCACAACCAUCAAUGGCCUUUCUGGCAAAGCCUGUUCUCCCGGAAGUGCCGAGAGCUCACCGUCCACCCUGACACCAUUCUGUGUUCUUUCUCCCGUGAAAAGCCCUCACUUGAGAAAAGCGUCAUCCAUCAUCCGCGACCAGCAAAAGCUCUCUGCUGAAGAGUCUGAGAGCUCACCGCCUUUGGUUAAGUGUGGCUCCGCAUACGAGCCUGAAAACCAGAGCAAGGACUUCCUAAACAAGACCUUUAGUGAUCCUCAUAGUCGAAAGCGCGAGAAGGCAAUGCCAGACUGCCAGCUCAGGGACUUCCAUCCACAGUCCUCUGCAACAGAACCCAAAGUGGAAGAGCAGAUCGGGGGUGUGAGCUGGACCAGCUCCCAAGGCCCAGAAGAAAGGAGUGAGUAUCUGAAAAAAGGGAAAAGCAUCUUGAACAUCGUUAAAGAAGGACAGAUAUCUCUCCUGCCCCACCUAGCUGCUGACAACCUAGACAAAAUUCACGACGAGAGUGGCAACAAUCUCUUACACGUGGCCGCAUCGCAGGGACACGCAGAAUGUCUGCAGCACCUCACGUCUCUGAUGGGAGAGGACUGCCUCAGUGAGCGGAAUACGGAGAGAUUGACUCCAGCAGGCUUGGCCAUCAAGAACGGUCAGUUGGAGUGUGUACGUUGGAUGGUGAGUGAAACCGAGGCCAUUGCCGAACUGAGUUGUUCUAAGGAUUUUCCAAGCCUCAUUCAUUACGCAGGUUGCUUUGGUCAGGAAAAAAUUCUUCUUUGGCUUCUUCAGUUUAUGCAAGAACAGGGCAUCUCGCUGGAUGAAGUGGACCAAGAUGGCAACAGUGCCGUCCACGUAGCCUCACAGCAUGGCUACCUCGGGUGCAUACAGACAUUGGUUGAAUACGGAGCAAAUGUCACCAUGCACAACCACGCCGGGGAGAAGCCUUCCCAGAGCGCCGAGCGCCACGGGCACACCCUGUGCUCCCGGUACCUGGUGGUGGUGGAGACCUGCAUGUCGCUGGCCUCUCAGGUGGUGAAGCUGACCAAGCAGCUGAAGGAACAGACAAUGGAACGUGUCACACUGCAGAACCAGCUCCAACAACUUCUAGAAGCCCAGAAAUCAGAGGGCAAGUCCCUCCUUUCCUUGCCCAGUUCGCCAUCCUCCCCCGCUUCCAGAAGGUCCCAGUGGAAAUCUCCAGAUGCGGAUGAUGAGUCUGUAGCCAAGAGCAAACCCGGGGUCCAAGAGGGGAUUCAGGUGCUCGGAAGCCUGUCGGCAUCCAGCCGGGCCAGGGCCAAAGCAAAAGAUGAAGAUUCUGACAAAAUCCUCCGCCAGUUACUGGGGAAGGAUAUCUCAGAGAGUGUCUGCACCCAGGAAAAGCUGUCCUUGGAAUUCCAGGAUGCUCAGGCUUCUUCUAGAAACUCAAAGAAGAUCCCUGCAGACAAGAGGGAGCUGAAGUUGGCUCGGCUGAGGCAGCUGAUGCAGCGGUCCCUGAGUGAGUCCGACACCGAUUCCAACACCUCUGAGGACCCCAAGAGCACACCCGUGAGGAAGGCCGACAGGCCCAGACCGCAGCCCAUCGUGGGAAGUGUGGAGAGUGUGGACAGCGCAGAAAGCCUGCACCUGAUGAUCAAGAAACACACGUUGGCAUCAGGACGCAGGUUUCCUUUUGGUAUCAAAGCCUCCAAAUCUCUAGACGGCCAUAGCCCAUCUCCCACCUCCGAGAGCAGCGAACCCGACUUGGAAUCCCAGUGUGCCACCUCAGGGACCACUCCCCCAAGCCAGCCCUCCGGAGACCCUACUCAGCCCAGCCCUGACAGCACCGCCACCCAGAAAGUGGCCAUGAGCCCCAAGAGUGCCCUCAAGUCUCCGUCUUCCAAGCGCCGGACAUCUCAGAACUUAAAACUCCGAGUUACCUUUGAGGAGCCCGUGGUCCAGAUGGAGCAAGCUAGCCUCGAGCCCACUGGCGAGAAGGACAGAGAUAAGGGCAGGACCCCCCAGAGGACCUCUACGGGUAGCGAAUCGGGGGAUCAACUGAAAAGGCCUUUUGGAACCUUCCGGUCUAUCAUGGAGACGCUCAGUGGCAACCAGAACAAUAAUAACAAUUACCAGGCAGCCAACCAGCUGAAGACCUCCACACUGCCGUUAACCUCACUUGGAAGGAAGACAACAGAUGCCAAGAGAAGUCCCGUGAGCUCUGCUAGCAAAGGAAAGAAUAAGGCGGAGAUGUACGGCAGCUGCGUCACCCUUUCCUCUAACACGCUGACCGAAGAGCCUCUGCGUAACCGUGCACGGCAUAAUGACAUCAACAGAAAAAUGAAGAAAUCCUACAGCAUAAAGCACAUUGCUGAGCCAGAGUCAAAUGAACUCUUCUUGUAAAUCACUUUUUUAUUAUCUCUCAUUGCUGCCCUUGGGACACCGUUUGGAAGUUUCUGGACUAUCCACUAUGGAAAUAGAAUCAUGAGAACAAUGCCUCACCAGCAGAAGAACAAUAUCAGGAUGCCUUAAAUUUAUAGUAGUAGACUCUAUAAUACACAUUUUGGGGUGAUAUUUGUAUAUAUAACUUGUUUCUAAAGAGAUGCUGUUUAAAAGCAUGAUCGGGCAAACGUUAUGUUGUUUUGAGCGUGGAUCGGUUCAACCUGCCCACACAACGUCCACCAAGCCACCGGUACCGUCUUUUAUUUCAUCCAUUGCAUGGGUGUUUGCUAAUGUUGAUUGAACAUUCUUUUUCCAGUAAAAUGGGCAGUUUGGCUCAGCUCCUCAGUGAGACCAGGUCAGUGGUACUGUUUUCUGUCAAGAGCGUUUUUUCUGUCAUUUCUACUUUUUGUAUAAAGGAAAUAAAACAAUGUUAACAGCA
Messenger RNA from Herpailurus yagouaroundi (jaguarundi), 3817 nucleotides. It is a transcript of the gene SNCAIP, whose product is annotated as synuclein alpha interacting protein. Gene Ontology annotation, molecular function: ubiquitin protein ligase binding. NCBI's taxonomy places the organism in Eukaryota, Metazoa, Chordata, Mammalia, Carnivora, Felidae. The transcript is spliced from 12 exons. Bases 433 to 3339 code for a protein of 968 amino acids. The record is from RefSeq and is a predicted model, not a curated record.